GAGAGAGAGAGAGAGAGAGAGCUUCAGCUCUUCAUUGAGAGACCAGCAGCUGCACACAGAUGAACAGAACGAUGGAGAUCUGUGAUGAUAAACUCCUCAUAUUUCAGCUGCUGCUCCUCGUGUCAGUCAUGGCAUGUGAGACGAGUGAGAUCUUGACUUUCACUGCACAUGAAGGAGGGAGAGUUGAGAUACAGUGUCCGUAUGAGGCUAAAUAUGAAGAAGAUAAGAAGUAUCUCUGCAGAGGAGACUGUCCAAUAGUGUUUAAAGACAAGCCUGUUGAAUCUGAAUCAGCAGCAACAGACAAGAGAUUCUCUCUGAGUGACAAUAAAACAGCCCACAUCUUCACCGUCUCCAUCACUGAUCUGAGAACAGAGGAUCGAGGUCAAUACUGGUGUGGAGUAAAGACUGGAUUUGGAUCUUAUGAUUAUAAGAGAGAGAUUUACCUGGAAAUUAAACAUGAGACAACAACAGCUUCAUUUCACACCAGCUCACCAGUGGCAGAAGAUACUGAGUCUGACCGAACCGUCACAUCUUCAUCAUCUUCAUCAUCAUCAUCAUCAUCAGGGUUAAUGCUUUUCUCAACGACUGCUAAUGGAGUGUCACCAAAACCACAACCAGAUUUUGUGCCAAUCAUCAUGGUGGUGGUCCUAGGGAUACUGACAGUGCUAGGAUUCUCAAUGUUCAUUUAUUUAAGACGGAGUCAAAAGGAAGAAGGAGCGCGGCCCAAAGAUGUCGUUCAUGGCCCGACUAACAAUCCGCCCGGUGGAGAUACAGGAGAAACUAGAGAAGCCACACACACAGUCUAUGAUUAUGGAGAUUAUCCUGAUUAUAGUCUGGCCCUUCCAGCAUUUGCUAAAAGUGACGCUUCUGUUUAUGCUUUAGCACAGUUACCCAGCAUCCCCUCUGACAUACUCUACUCCAGCAUCAAAUUUACAGCAGCACAUCAUUCAGACAGGGCUUCUGGCGGCCAAGAGACAUGCGACUACGCAUCUAUUGCAACUGUUAGAGCAGAGAAGACUAAGGGCACUCACGGAGACCAUGGCUAAUCCUGAUUCACUCCAAACUGAGAAUGAUUCUCACUUACUGUGUGAUUCUAAACAUGUGGCCUUAACAUUAUUUUGGAUAAGUCAGUAUUUGAGACAUACGAUUGUUUGAUGUUAUGUUUGGUUAUUACUGAUUGUCUGUUAUUUAUUAUUCAAUGUAAUUUCAUUUUUCAUCUAAGUAUGUGUAAUGUUCUCAAGUGUGAUACGUCGUGAUGUAAGAGUGUAACGUAAAAAAGCUUGUGACAUGUAAGAACAAGGAGAUAGAUAAAGCCAUAGCGUGUUGUCUCAUUUAAUGGUUAAAAAACAACAACAAUACAGUAUGUGAAUACUAUUUGAAUACAUAUGUUAAAUUCAGACUGAUUAAGAUAUUGCUGUAGUCAGUAAUCUCACACAUCACUAUUAUAUAAGGUCCCCAUUUCACCAGCCUUUAGAAAGAAGGCAUAGCAAGAUAAGACUCCAUUUCUUGUUGAGUAUUUACUGAUGUGUAUCCUUAGAUCCCGAUAUUGCUCUGCAGUGUUAGCAUGCGCGUCAUUCGCACGGGGUCAUGACCCCUCAAAAAUCAGAUCCAGCUAAUAUAAC
Messenger RNA from Carassius auratus (goldfish), 1622 nucleotides. RefSeq names its product CMRF35-like molecule 5. NCBI's taxonomy places the organism in Eukaryota, Metazoa, Chordata, Actinopteri, Cypriniformes, Cyprinidae. Bases 60 to 1046 code for a protein of 328 amino acids. The record is from RefSeq and is a predicted model, not a curated record. Gene Ontology annotation, cellular component: plasma membrane. Gene Ontology annotation, molecular function: transmembrane signaling receptor activity. The transcript has 6 exons.